This is a messenger RNA of Drosophila elegans, 1590 nucleotides long. Its product is annotated as serine protease gd-like. Bases 102 to 1526 code for a protein of 474 amino acids. The record is from RefSeq and is a predicted model, not a curated record. The transcript is spliced from 4 exons. Lineage: Eukaryota; Metazoa; Arthropoda; Insecta; Diptera; Drosophilidae. Gene Ontology annotation, molecular function: serine-type endopeptidase activity. Gene Ontology annotation, biological process: proteolysis.
UCCGGAGCGCUUUUAUCUGUGAUUCUAGACUGUAAAACUGUGAAAUUGCAGUCGCAUUUUGUUUUAUAAAUAUUUAUUGUUUCGGAAGGCGUGCGUUCGUUAUGUGCCAGAUGCAACUGUUGGGUGUUCUCAUCACCAUAUUGCAGAUCAACCUUAUUACCGGUCAAAAUCUGCCCUUUAUUGCCUGUCCGGAUAUCUUUCAGUAUCAGGAAUACGGAAAUGAGUAUAAGGGACUUUUGAAAUUAUUUCUAAAUAAAGAUGUGGAAAACGAGAUGCGUGUCGACUUUUCGCAGCCCGGUAGAACGGAACCGGACUCCCCGGGAUAUUUUGGCUUAUCAGAUGAUGAGAAGUCGGUAAUUUUAAACAUGAUAAACAAUAAGCCCAUAAACUUCAAAAUUGAUUUUCCCACGCCGGGUGUAGUGCCCAAACUUACAAUGGUGUCGCUCAAUGGAGAUACUGUGUGUCAGGCUAUGCCGUUUGAACCCCCCAGCAUUACACUAACUUUGACGCGAAGGCUGGGAGUGUCUAUUCCUUGGAAUAAUCCCCACUGGACAGGACUGUCCCAAGGACAGGAGCCCCCUCAGAGAAGCCGCCCCCAACAGCUUGCCCCAAGCCCGCGGCCACAACAAGUGCCACAGUUACCAAAGCUCGAGACCACGUCCAGAGCUCCACCACCACCACCUUUGAUCCCGCCCGUGCAAUCCACCAAGUCCGUUCCCCGGACAAUCGGACAGCUGAGUGGAGUCUGUGGGCGGGAGAAGACCAUCCAGACGCCCUUCAUCCACAACGGAAUUGAGGUGGAGCGUGGUCAGCUGCCCUGGAUGGCGGCCCUUUUCGAGCUCGUGGGAAGGGACUACAACUUUCUAUGCGGAGGAACCCUAAUCUCGGCCAGAACGGUGAUCUCGGCGGCCCACUGCUUCCGCUUCGGCAGCCGGAGCUUGACAGCUGAAAGGACUACGGUCUCACUGGGUCGAAUUUCUCUCGACUUGAUAUCACCCGGAAAAACUAGUGGCGUAUCACUUCUUUUGCUGCACCAGGACUACAAUCCCAAUGUUUACACCGAUGCGGAUUUGGCUCUGCUUCAAUUGACAGAGACUAUUCAAUUUAAUGACUACAUAAAGCCCAUUUGCUUGUGGAACGAGAACUUUCUGCUGGACCUGCCCUCGGGCUACAAGUCCUACGUGGCUGGUUGGGGAGAGGACGAGAAGGGCAACCGGAACACGCGGCUGGCCAAGAUGACGGACACGGACAUCAUCACCCACUCGGAGUGCCGCGGCAACCUCUCCGAGGAGAAUGCGCGCUUCAUCACCUCGCACACGAUCUGCGCCAGCAAUGCCCAGGCCUCUGGACCCUGUAGUGGCGACUCCGGCGGAGGGCUGAUGCUCCAAGAGGAGGACAUCUGGAUGCUAAGGGGCGUCGUUUCGGCCGGACAGCGAAUGACCAACCGAUGCAACCUCACGCUGCCCGUUAUCUACACGGAUGUGGCCAAGCAUAUCGAAUGGCUACUGGGCAGCAUGUGGUUUUGAGAGAUUAUCUGAUGGAUUGGGUGCCGCGAAUGCUAAAAUAAAUGAUAAAGUAGCUAGUUCCGAA